AUGGUUCAUCUCUCUAGCAAGCAAGUCGUUGAAAAGGAAGCUACUUUUGGUGCUCACAACUACCACCCUCUUCCUGUUGUAUUCUCUGAAGCAAAGGGUAUUUGGGUUACUGAUCCCGAGGGAAAGAAGUAUAUGGACUUCUUGUCUGCUUAUUCCGCUGUCAAUCAAGGUCACUGUCAUCCCAAGAUCGUUAAGGCUUUGUGUGAUCAAGCACAGAAAUUGACCUUGUCCUCCAGAGCAUUCUAUAAUGACAUCUAUAGUGCUUAUGCCGAAUAUAUUCAUGAUUACUUUGGAUAUGACAUGGUUUUACCAAUGAAUACUGGCGCUGAAGCUGUUGAAACUGCUAUCAAAUUGGCUCGUAAGUGGGGUUAUGAAAAGAAAGGCAUCAAGGAAAAUGAAGCUAUUGUCUUGAGUUGUGAAAACAAUUUCCAUGGUCGUACGACUGGUGUCAUCUCGAUGUCUACCGAUCCUGAUUCUUAUUCCGGAUUUGGUCCUUACCUUCCUCUGGUUGGUCCUAAUGUAACUGAGACUACUAUCAGAUACAACAACUUGGAAGACUUGGAAAAGGUACUUAAUGCUGUUGGUAAGAAUGUAGCUGCCUUUUUGGUUGAACCUAUUCAAGGUGAAGCUGGUAUCAUGGUUCCUGAUGAUGGUUACUUGAAGAAGGCCUAUGAACUCUGUAAGAAGCAUAAUGUGCUCUUUAUUGCUGAUGAAAUUCAGACUGGUCUUGGCCGUACAGGAAAGAUGCUUUGUGUUGACCAUGACAACGUUCGCCCUGAUAUCGUCCUUCUCGGUAAAGCUCUCUCUGGUGGUGUUUACCCUGUUUCUGCAGUCUUGGCUGACCGUGACGUCAUGUUAUGCAUUAAGCCAGGAGAACAUGGUUCUACUUAUGGUGGUAACCCUCUUGGUUGUGCUGCUGCUAUUGCUGCACUUGAAGUCAUCAAGGAAGAAAACUUGGUUGAAAACUCUGAAAAGUUGGGUCAAAAGUUCAGAGAAGCACUCAAGAAUAUCAACAGUCCUUUAAUCAAGACUGUUCGUGGCCGUGGUCUCUUGAAUGCAAUUGUCAUUGAUGAAUCAAAGUCCGAAAGAACAGCCUGGGAACUUUGCUUGUUACUCAAAUCUAGAGGCUUGUUGGCUAAACCUACUCACGUGAACAUUAUCCGUUUAGCUCCUCCUCUUUGUAUUACAGAGGAAGAGUUGAUGAAGGGUGUUGACAUCAUUGCUGGUGCUUUGAAGGAUAUUGUUAAUAUGAAGAAGGAAGAUGUUCCUAAUGAACUUGAACACUAA
This is a messenger RNA of Rhizopus microsporus ATCC 52813, 1287 nucleotides long. RefSeq names its product ornithine aminotransferase. NCBI's taxonomy places the organism in Eukaryota, Fungi, Mucoromycota, Mucoromycetes, Mucorales, Rhizopodaceae. Gene Ontology annotation, cellular component: cytoplasm. The transcript has 3 exons. The record is from RefSeq and is a predicted model, not a curated record. Gene Ontology annotation, molecular function: identical protein binding; pyridoxal phosphate binding; L-ornithine transaminase activity. Bases 1 to 1287 code for a protein of 428 amino acids.